Molecule: messenger RNA, 1401 nt
Organism: Gamsiella multidivaricata
Lineage: Eukaryota; Fungi; Mortierellomycota; Mortierellomycetes; Mortierellales; Mortierellaceae
Exons: 3
Coding region: 1-1401 (466 amino acids)
Source: RefSeq, a predicted model, not a curated record
AUGGCAGAUUCAACAGAUUUCUACAGACGGUAUUUCGGGAAACUGUUUAACCUGCUGCAAGUGCGCCCAAUCGAUGAGGAGGUUCUGGCGACCGCAGUCCGAAGGGGGUUCCUGUCAGUAAAAGACCGCCUUACAGCCCAUGGCUACCCCAACUUUUCAACCACAGCCAAGUUGCGGCUGGUCUUGGAUGAGGCCCAGAUUCUAGGCGACUGGAGCCCCACACUAUUCCAAUCAUUGUUCCAGGAAUCUGAGAAGCGGACCAUGUUUUCUUCUGUGUUGGAUGGGUUCCGAGGAGAGAAUCGGGAACGUCGAGAGAACCUCUGCGGUGAAUUUGUCCGGCUUGGAGGCAAGACUGCCAAACACCUCAGUCAGUUCCCAUCGUUCUCUUCCAUUGAGGAAACACUGAGGCUCUUCCUUCUCCGGUGGUAUAUCCUGGGCGAGACCGUGCUUAUGCUGGACGACCAGGUGCAGUUGGUGAAGGCAGCAUUUGGACGGAUCAAGUUGCUUGGAGGUAUUGCAAGAACAGUUCUUGAUGAGCCGUUUGCCUUGAAGGCAGCUGAGAACUACAUCCGCGCAAAGGGUCCACUAUUUGUUGAUGCUGCGGAACGGGCGAUGCUGCGCUCGACCAAUGCUUGGGUGCACGGAAACAUGUGUGAGACCAUGAUGCCGGCCUUGUUCGUGGAGACAUUCAAGGAUCGUCCUCUCUCCUCUUGGCGUCUAUUACCUAACGACAGCAUCCCCGAUCUGCUCGCUGGCCAGGUGAUGAUUGUGGGAUACAAUGAGAAGGACCCGCAACUCGGAAUCCCAUAUAGCUACAUCACAACGACGGAGUUUAUGAAGGCACACUUCAAACACAACUCGAAGCGGGGAGACAAAGCUAUCCCCCCAUUCUACUUCCCAUCUCCCCAAGUCUCUGGCCCUGACAUUAUUUUUUUCGUCCAGGUCAACGGACAGUAUUUUCCGGUGUUUGUCCAGCUCAAGCUGCGACAAGCACUUCCACGCAGUGACGCCGAGCAAGCGCUUGCAACGGUCAGCAGUCGUACUAUCGAGGAGAAUCUGGAGCAGGAGAGACCGGAGCAGGAGGCAGACCAUCAAAAGCCAGAAAAGCAAAAGCCGCCAAAACUUCAAGACUAUUGCUCCGCCAAAGUUUAUAUUAGCAUAGUGAUCUCCUACCCUGCAGCGGUGGUCAGUUCCCGAGAUCCGAUCCAUCCUGACCCCAAGCUGGAGUUGGAGCCCGAUAAUCUGCACCCUGUUACCGUCAGGGUGGACGACAGCAGCUUUGCGCAGAUCUUCCCAGAACAUCAUGUCAAGCUCCUCGACAAGCUUAAACAUUUUAAGCGAGGCACGGAAGACCAACAAGAUCAGGAUCAACUUAAAAAGCUGAGGGUCGAUCCCAACUAG